Molecule: messenger RNA, 2997 nt
Organism: Patella vulgata (common limpet)
Lineage: Eukaryota; Metazoa; Mollusca; Gastropoda; Patellidae
Product: lysosomal amino acid transporter 1 homolog
Exons: 6
Source: RefSeq, a predicted model, not a curated record
ACUUGGAUCCAUCGUAGUCUGGAUGUUGUGUGGAAUACCAUCUAUGUAGCAGUAUGGUAUGUGACGGCCGAUUUGGUCCUACUCAGUCAGUAUAUAGCUUAUAGAUAUCAGAAAAGAAGAUUAGCUUUAGAUGUGAAGAACAAGAAUAUACAAGCGGUGCUGUGUUUAGGUGGAUUAUUUCUCAUGGGAAGUCUGAAAUCAUUACAGCAGUUAUCUCCCCUUGACAAUAGUUUUUCAGUCCAUCAUCCUAGUGGUAGGAAUCUUUUGAUGACCCCACAAGUUGGUCAUAUACAUAUGUUUAAGAAUAAUGUCGAGUUAACAGGAUAUAUUAUAGGAGCAAUCUCAGCUGUAUUCUACAUCGGUUCUAGAUUAUCUCAAAUAUAUACAAACUAUUCUAGAAGUUCUACAGAAGGUUUAGCUAAGAUCAUGUUCUGGUUAGCUGUAUUAGGUAAUCUUCUCUAUGGUCUAGCGAUCAUUGUGAGAGAUAUAGAUGCUGUGUUUAUCCUUCAACAUCUGCCAUGGAUUAUUGGUAGUCUCGGAGUUAUCUUCCUUGAUGUAACAUUAUUAUGUCAAUUUUAUUAUUAUGAACGGAGAAAUUUUAACAGUUUAUCUCGACAACCUUUACUACCCGAAGAAAGUUCCAGUAGUCCCAUUUACGUUGAUUCCGGAUGAUCUGACCUCAACAUGAAAAGCAGGAGAACAACCAUCCACUAGACAUACAGCCAGAUACACAUCUCUUGCCUUUCUGAAAAUAUUAUAGUUAAAAUAGAUUAAAGGAGAGGGAAGGUCACUCUUGCAUCAACAACAAAACUUGGGAUCUAAAGGGCAUUUAUUACACUUUGACUUACUUACAUCUGCAUUUGAUUUACAAUGUCUUGUAAUAUUUUACACUGUCUUUUAAAUUAAUAUUUUUGUCCAAAGAAUUUUCCAAAUUUUGCCUACAUAUAUUAACCGAUAUGGAUAACUGACCUCAAUUCAAGUGCAGCAAUAUAUGUUUAAUUGAGUUAUCUCCCUUUAUUUUAUGGCACUUUUCCACAUUCAUGGGCUAAAUCUAUUUGUUAAGGCCAGCUCAAUUUUCGUCAAGGUCGCUGAGAUGUAAUAAAAAAGGUUAGGACACGUGAUUGUUGGCGAGAUUGUAGGUUAGGUUUAAGAAUUUAGGGGAGAGGUUAAGUCUCAACCUAAACACUGACCUAGGGUUGGGCUUAGCGCUAGCCCUGUUUACAUCUCGUGACCUUUGAUCAAACUUGAAGUUGGCCUAAUUAAAUAGAUCUAACCACUUUGACGCCCUUUCAAUUCAAUUUGUGUAUACCAGUAUAUUUUAUUUUGAUAUAUCACCACUGUCCAAAAUAUACAUGGCAGCUAUAAUAUUUUAGAGGCACAAUAUUCAAAUUGGAAGGGCAAAAAAUAUACUUUCAGUCUUAACCAAAAAUCUAUUGGUCCAAAAAAUCAAUCAAUCAUAGUUAUGGCCAUAUAAAGUUCUCAUUACUUUUCUGUUGAAUUUGUAUCGCCAUCUUUAUUGUCUUAAGACACAACUGAAAAAUACUUUAUUUCUAGUCAUGAACAUCAAGGACAAGAUGGUAUUUGAGCUAUAUUUUUUGUACUAUUCAUCUAUCUAAGCUACUAUGUAAGUUACACUUGUGUUGUCAAAAUUAAAGAUACAUUUAACAUUAUGUAAGAUUUAGAUAAAGAGCUGACUGUUCUUGCUACAAUAGUUCAAAAAUAGGAAAUAACAAUGAAUAUUGAAAAUUUCAGUCAAAUUUCUUUAUUCUGAGCGAAGUUAUGACUGUUAGAAGAUUUGACGGUCUUUUUCCGAGAAUGGACAUCAUAUUAUUAUUUAAUGAUGAAAUAGCGGACAUUGUCAAAUCAGUAUCUUAACCAUCCGAUGGUCUAGUUGAGUAUGGGCUUGUCGUAUGAAAAAUGUCUAAUAAUUUAUAGAACAUUUGAAACCAAAAGAAAGACCAGCAGCAGACAGAUUUAGCUCUUACAUAGUGUAUCUUUAAUUUAUAUAACAUUUGAAACCAAAACAAAAACCUGCCAUUGAUGUAGAUGAAUCUGAAUAUCCAUGAAAAUCACUAGCACCGAUUUCACAAAAUAUUCUCAGAGUUAAAUUAAGAAUUUACUCAACUUUCAUUAACUGUUUAUGAGAAAUAUCUUUGAUCCAGAAAAAUCUUAUUGAUGUAUUUGAUACAUUAAAACAACCAAAGUUUUAUAAAGGGCUAUAUUUUAGUUAGAAUAAGGCAAACAAUUUUGAGUAAAUCCUUAACUUAAACAUACAUUAUGCAAGAGCUAAAUCUGCCUAUUGCAGGUCUUUCUUUAGGCAUGAAAUGUUAUAUAAACUAUUAAUUAGACAUUUAUUAACAAAAGAAGACCAUAAUCAACUCUCGAUGGCAUCGUAUACACAAGAUUUUAACUAGAUUGAAAUGGUUUGACAUUUAAAAAUUUAAUUUAAAAAUGGGAAAGUGAGGCUAAGUCCUGAUUAUACCAGUGCCCUGGUUACCACUGUGCACACAUCUUGUCAAAACUACAAACAAUGAGAAUGAAGUAAUUUGAAUGAAAUUUUCAAUAUUUUCUUGUUUUAUCAUCUAUUUUUGAAUUAUUAUAGCAAGUAUGACCAACUCUUUAUUAAACUCUUAACUAAUGUAUCUAUAAGUCUGAGAAUGCUUUGUGAACUGGGCCAGAUUUUUUGGCUCACCUAGUUUUUCAUGAAGAGUUGAGUAAAGUAAAAACAUGUGUAUGUUGGACCUUUGUCCAUCUGUUUAUUUCGGUCUGAUUUCAUUUUAGAAAUUUUUUUUUAUCAGUUUUUAUUAUUUAUACUUCCUCGUUUAUUUCUAUAAUUUUAGGACAAACUAUUUUAAAGUUUCUAUCACAUCGAUUACAAAUCAAAAUUUUCUCUGAACAAGUGAAUGUUUUUUUAAUGUGCACUCCAAUGUGUAUAUAGACCGAGAGCCCAGAGGGGUCAACCUAGCUAAAAAGUGUACCAAUUUUCUCCUAUAUGGU